CAGUCACAUCCACUGUUGGCGGAUUGUGGAGUGUUGCGUAGUUAGGUAGACAUUGCAUUCGCGCAUCUUCGUGUUUUAUUUUGUCUUUACGUUUUUUUGUGUGUUUCGGUUAGUUAGUAUAUAUCGAAAAUCAUGAAAGAACGAAGAAAUGCACAGCCACUGGUUGUCAGAUGUAAACUGGUGCUGGUUGGGGAUGUUCAAUGCGGGAAAACUGCGAUGUUACAGGUUCUGGCAAAGGAUUGUUAUCCAGAGACGUAUGUGCCCACAGUGUUUGAGAACUACACGGCCUGUCUCGAGCUAGACGAUCAGCGCGUUGAACUGAGUUUAUGGGACACGUCAGGAUCUCCAUACUAUGAUAAUGUAAGGCCCCUGUGCUACAGUGACUCUGAUGCAGUGCUUCUCUGUUUUGACAUCAGCCGUCCAGAUAUCUUUGACAGUGGACUUAAGAAGUGGAGGACUGAGAUCCUUGAUUUCUGCCCCAGUACUCGUAUACUCCUCAUCGGCUGUAAGACAGACCUUCGCACAGAUGUCUGCACACUGAUGGAGCUGUCCAAUCAGAAACAAACACCCAUCACUCAUGAGCAGGGCUCUGCCAUGGCCAAACAAUUGGGCGCAGAGGCUUAUCUUGAAUGUUCAGCCUUCACUUCUGAGAAAAGCAUCCACAGCGUGUUUCGUACAGCAGCGCUGGCCUGCAUCAACAAACUCCAACCGCUGGCCAAACCCAGCCCCACCCGCCGGCUGUCCAAACGCCUGCUCCACCUACCCAGCAAGUCCGAGCUCCUCUCCUCCACCUUCAAGAAGGAGAAAGCUAAGAGUUGCUCCGUAAUGUGAGUGGAGAUUUCGGCUCCCCCAAAAAGCUACACCAUUCCCUGCGCUUUGGUCUGGGGAAGGGGGGUGGGUUCCGAUUGCCACAUGAUCGAAGUGUGGGAUCCUUCCUCACCCCCCAAAGAAACACCAAUCAGAACAAGUGGACACUCUGCUGUCCUCCUUGUCCUGAGUUCUUCAACAGUGCAUACCUGUUUUUUCAGUAUCCUGCUUUCUCAAAUGAGGUUCGAUCAUCAGCUGUCAUCUUUUCACUCCUUGCUGUUGCACCAGUGUUAUUGUGCCAGUUGAAGCUCGGAAUGAUUCAACUUAGUAAAUAGAAAACAAAUGUUUAAAAAAGGUUCCAAUAACGUUUCGUACAAUGUAAACGUAAAGUGUAUAAAUAUGACCUCUCUAACGUGAGAUUCAAAAUGAAAUGUUUUAAAUACAGUAUGCACUAGAGACUAUAGAUGAGGGAAUCGCUCCAGGUGUUGUGGAGCAGUGCAUGCGGCCCAGGUCGUGUUGAGAAGGAAGGAUGCAUUGAACACUGACUCGUAUUUAGCAUUGUCAUGCUAGGUUUCAUUGGCUGCUGUGCAGGAAGUAAUAUGUCAUUUUUUGUUUUUGGGAGCUGACUGCUGUUGUGGGCCACUACCUUUAUCUGAAAAUGAGUGGUGGGAUAGUCUAAAACAAGGGACAAAAAUAUUUGUGAAAAAGACUCUUUAUAAUGCUACCAAAGUCAAUUUCCAUCGUUCCCUCUAGUGAAAUACUGAAAUAUACAAGCUUCUAUUUUUAGAAGCAUUAACUAUCUAGCGUUUGGCGGGUUGUGAGGACCAUUACGGUGAUGAUGUGUCUCCACGACUCCUGCUGCUGUAGUGUAGGCAACCACGAAUCUGUGCAGCGGUGUAGUUCUGCAAGGAUUCGAUCGGAUCGAAUUUGGCAUGAUUAAUGUUAUUUUAUUCUCGAAAAUGAUAAUAGUGUAGCACUAUGUUGAUAUUUGCUAUCAUCAAAUCGCCUGAAGUGUGAUCAGACCAGCAGAUUUGUUUAGUUUGUCAUGCAUCCGUGUGACAUCUAACGUAGCAUUCUAAAGUAGAACCUCAAUUUUUACAUCUCUAUAUCGAUGCUCAUGUAUUGACCUCCUUCGCAGCGGUACUUACUGAAAUAUUUGUUGACAGUCCAAUAUAUAAACGUUCGACCGGGAAAAUACUUUAAGCUUCAUGGUUUUUUGUGCAGAGUGCUGAAUUUGAAGUCUGCUUUACACCACAAAGCAAUAAUUAUGGUUCUCAUAAUUCAAAGUAUGUGAAGUGGCAAUAAGUAAAAAUAAAAAGCCUGCUAUUAAUCCGUGCUACUGCUUUGUGGACAUACGUACAGUAUAUAUGUGGAAAUACAUCACCGCUGCUGCAAAAAAAGCCAAUAUUGUGAUUCUGUUGAGCUUUUGAUAGAGCAAUUAAAUAACAUCUUUGGGUCAAAUUCAAUCGGAUGGGAGAUAAAACCAACUACUGGAGUACCAUUUGUGUUUUGUUCAUAAACGUAUGGGGGGUGAAUGCAUUAAAGACAGAUGGACUUGGAAGGGAUUCAGGCGGGACCUUUUUAAUAAAUUGAACAGCUUUAGGGGUUUAUCUGUGAGGUCACGAAAAUGCAUCUUUUGGAACAAAAUGGAACAGGCUGGCCCUGAUUAAUAAAAUAUAUUUUUGCCAUUUUUAAAUUCCAACUGUUCCUAGUUUGUCAUUUUAUCUUGUUUCUGUACACAAAUCAAUAUUUUUCUUGUCAUGUCAAAUCAGCAAUGAUGGAAGUGGGCUGCCGGUGUGAUUUCUUUGCUCCAGUGGCUGUUUACAGACUCCACAACUGUGACCGCAACCCCAUUUCCUUUGCAUUGUCUUGUAACUGCAGUUUUUUUUGGGGGGGGGGCGGGGGGGUUGAUGGACAGUGCGUAAACAUGUCAUGGGACAAGACAUUGUAGCUGCUGAUUUACUUGCAAACGUGUUUUAUAAAAGGCUCUGGGUAACCGGAGCAGCCCAGAUGAUUCAACAUAGAUAAAUCACUCUGACAUUGAGUCAUUACACUGCCUUUGCACAUCAUAGCGUACAAUUAAACUUCAAGCAUGUACUGUAGUUCCUCAGUUGUACAGAUCCUGUUUUGUAAUCUUUGUAAGACAUGUUAAAGAAUGUCAUGAUAUUAAUAUUUGUUCAUGUCGUGGAUUGACAAAGAUGUGCUUGAUGUAAACUAGCUUGGUCUUAUUUAUUUUGAUUCAUCAUUUGAGGUGACUUAUGUUUGUGUUGUACACAGUUUUGUUUCCGAACAUUAUUUUUUGGAAUUAUUGACCCUCUCCUUUCUUUGUCUUUGCAGUAAUAAAGCUUGCCUUUGUGUGGCA
This is a messenger RNA of Triplophysa rosa, 3169 nucleotides long. RefSeq names its product Rho family GTPase 1b (gene rnd1b). The transcript is spliced from 5 exons. The coding region runs from base 133 to 831 and encodes 232 amino acids. Lineage: Eukaryota; Metazoa; Chordata; Actinopteri; Cypriniformes; Nemacheilidae. Gene Ontology annotation, molecular function: GTP binding; GTPase activity. The record is from RefSeq and is a predicted model, not a curated record. Gene Ontology annotation, biological process: small GTPase-mediated signal transduction.